AUGUUGACGAAAUUUGGCAAGCUAGAUGCUCUGAUAAACAACGCUGGCGUACAGCUCGAUCCACAGCUUGCAGCGGGUGAACUGUCUCAGCGUGAGAUGUGGAACCAGUUGUGGAAUAUCAACACCGUCGGGACGCAAAUUGUGACAUCUACAUUUAUACGGCUCCUGCUUCAGAGCCCUGAUCCGCGCCUCCUCUUCAUUACGUCCGGCACAUCUACACUUGCGGGAACCGAGAACCUCACUCUCCCCGUCAAUUGCUAUCCCCCAGGGGGUGGCCUUAGGCUGAAUUUAGUAUUACAGCCUAGCGCAGCGCGAAAUGUGGCCUGA
Messenger RNA from Penicillium canescens, 327 nucleotides. RefSeq lists its product as uncharacterized. The transcript is spliced from 2 exons. Gene Ontology annotation, molecular function: oxidoreductase activity, acting on NAD(P)H, oxygen as acceptor. Gene Ontology annotation, cellular component: intracellular anatomical structure. The coding region runs from base 1 to 327 and encodes 108 amino acids. The record is from RefSeq and is a predicted model, not a curated record. Lineage: Eukaryota; Fungi; Ascomycota; Eurotiomycetes; Eurotiales; Aspergillaceae.